AUGGAACAGGUACAUAAUGUGUCUGAAUUCAUUCUUCUGGGACUCUCCCAGGAUCAGGAGUUAGAGAAAGUCUUUUUUGCGUUAUUUUUGCUCUUCUGCAUACUUGUUGUGUUUGGAAACCUCCUCAUUAUUGUUACUAUAAAGAGCAGCCAGAAUCUGAACUCUCCCAUGUAUUUCUUUCUGACUUACUUGUCUUUGCUAGACCUCUCCUUCUCUUCUGUAACGGCCCCAAAGCUCAUUGCAGAUAUGCUUGUUGAGAAGAAAGUCAUCUCCUUCAAUGGUUGCAUGGCACAACACUUCUUAAUGCAUUUCCUUACUGCUUCUGAGGUGUUCAUACUCACAGUGAUGGCCUAUGAUUGUUAUAUUGCAAUCUGCAAACCUCUUCAUUACACUACCAUCAUGAGCAAAUGUGUGUGCAACCAGAUGGUGGUCGCAUCAUGGAUGGGGGGAUUUAUUCAUUCUUUUGCACAGACUCUCCUGACUUUUCAGCUCCCCUUCUGUGGGCCUAAUGUGAUUGACCAUUAUUUUUGUGACGUUUUCCCUUUGCUGAAGCUGGCCUGCACUGAUGUUCGCAUUGUUGGCUUCUUAGUUGUUGCAAAUAGCGGGAUGAUUGCCAUUGUCUUUUUUGUGUUAUUCGGAUCUUAUGUUGUCAUCUUAUUUCCCCUGAGAACUCGCUCUUCGGAAGAAUGUCAGAAAGCUCUUUCCACCUGUGCUUCCCAUAUUGUUGUAGUUAUUCUAUUUUUGGGGCCACCUAUGUUCAUCUAUUUACGCCCUUCCAUCACCUUCUCAGAAGAUAAGAUGGUCUCUGUUUUCUAUACAAUUAUUGUUCCCAUGCUGAAUCCAUUGAUCUAUACCCUGAGAAAUAAGGAGGUGAAAAGUGCCAUAAGAAAAUUAUGGAGCAGGAAACUAACCUUGAACAGGAAACAAAAAAUAUCAUGGGUAGAAUAA
This is a messenger RNA of Alligator mississippiensis (American alligator), 948 nucleotides long. RefSeq names its product olfactory receptor 4S2-like. Gene Ontology annotation, molecular function: G protein-coupled receptor activity; olfactory receptor activity. The record is from RefSeq and is a predicted model, not a curated record. Gene Ontology annotation, cellular component: membrane. Gene Ontology annotation, biological process: G protein-coupled receptor signaling pathway. Lineage: Eukaryota; Metazoa; Chordata; Crocodylia; Alligatoridae.